AAUGGUCUAAUGGGAUUUCACCCAGGCCAGCUGUUUCAUGACAAACUGAACGUUCACCUUCAGAAAAGCAUACGCAUUUAAGCAAUUUAACAUCGAACGCCUACCAGUUACUCAGUGAAAACUUUGGAGUGCUUUUUCGAGUUUUGCCGAGAUCCUGCUAAGAAACCCAGAUCAGAAAGUCCAAGAUGGCCCCAUCUUGGCGUGUUAUAGUUUUGAACUUAUUAGUGAUCGAUUGGGUCAACAUGAGCCAAAGUGAAGACAAAUACUUGCACUUGAGAAAAAUCAUUUUGAAGCACGAACGCCAAGAGUUUAUGGGCGCGGAUUUGAACUGGACUGCCAGAGAAGCGGAAGUCGACCAGUAUCUGCUCAAGCUGAAGAGAAGCGAACUGCUGGAUCCUGCAGCGUUUUCGGCUGGGGAAAGUUUCCUAACAGCGAAAGAAAAAAUCGACAAGUCAAAGGUCUUCGAAUUCAUUCGCCAAAUCCCCAAAGGCGCCUCUCUUCAUACUCACCUUUUGGCCGCUGUUAGCGCGGAUUAUAUCAUCAAGAACUUCACUUACGAGGACAACGUCUAUGGAUGCUUCAACGAGCAGAAGAUCUUCAAGUUGCGCGUGUUGCAAGAUGCCAGUCAAGACCGCAACUGUUCUUGGAAGAGCUUGAAGGCCUACAGGAGAGAAUUCGAGGAAAAGCAGCGAAACUUUGACGAUUUUUUGAACACCCAACUGGUUCUCGAUGUGCGCUCACUGAACCAAAGCAAGGAAGAGGUUUGGGCAACCUUUAAAAACACCUUCUCAACUUUGUACGACUUGGUGUCUUAUAAGGGGUUUUUCGGAAGGUUCGUUUUUCGUCUUCUAGAAGAACUGUAUGCGGAUAAUGUGAUUUACACGGAACUGAGAGGAACAUUCAUGCCUAUCUAUGAGCUGAAUGGAACCACUUAUGAUGCGGGAGUGUUUCUGGACACUUUUAUCCAAACGGUGGAAGCCUUCAAGCAGCUGCAUCCAGAUUUCCUUGGCGUAAAAUACAUUCACAACUUCUUCCGCGGGAUGUCGAAUGAAGCCUUCCAAGCCGGCCUCGAUCAGUUGAUCAGCUACAAGAAAUCGUAUCCCGAUUUUAUUGCAGGCUUGGACUUUGUGGGUUUGGAGGAGAAUGGCAAGUGCCUGGUGGAGUUCCACGAGGAGUUAUUGGGAGUUAUCAAUCAUCUGAAGUUUUUCCUCCAUGCUGGGGAGACGGACGAAUUUGGCGGUACUGAUCUGAAUCUAGUGGAUGCGAUUUUACUGAACUCGACAAGGAUUGGGCAUGGGUUCGCAUUGCCGAAGCAUCCCAAAUUGAUGAAAAUGGUCAAAAGCCAAAACAUUGCCAUCGAAUUGUGCCCGAUAUCCAAUCAGGUGUUGAAGCUGCUGGAAAACUUGAGAAAUCAUCCGGCCACAGCGCUGCUUUCCAAGAAUUACCCAGUGGUCGUUGGGAACGAUGAUCCUUCCACAUGGAACGCCUCAGGCCUGAGCUAUGAUUGGUAUUACGUCUUGAUGGCAAUGACGCCGGAAGAUCAAGGUUUAAGGGUUUUGAAGAAACUGGCCCUUAACUCGAUCGAGUACAGCGCCAUGGGCGAGAAGGAGAAAACCCGUGCUUUCAACGUGUGGAAUGAACAGUGGAGUCGAUUUAUCAAUAACUUCGCUAACAGCGUAAAGUAGACCAAUAGGAAAUGUUUAUUUUGCACAGAUAGUGAUAGGAAAAAGGGCAAAAAUCGGCCAAUUUUCAUCUGCAAUUUAAGGCAGAAAUCUGGCAAGUGAGCUGUAUUUUUUAACUAAAUUUUGUCUUAGUUUAUUGAAAUAAAAAAUCCACUGAUCAA
Messenger RNA from Dendroctonus ponderosae (mountain pine beetle), 1843 nucleotides. RefSeq names its product adenosine deaminase 2. Gene Ontology annotation, molecular function: adenosine deaminase activity. Gene Ontology annotation, biological process: inosine biosynthetic process; adenosine catabolic process. The transcript has 8 exons. Lineage: Eukaryota; Metazoa; Arthropoda; Insecta; Coleoptera; Curculionidae. The record is from RefSeq and is a predicted model, not a curated record. Bases 186 to 1685 code for a protein of 499 amino acids.